This is a messenger RNA of Trichobilharzia szidati, 1002 nucleotides long. The record is from the annotation of a GenBank genome assembly. Lineage: Eukaryota; Metazoa; Platyhelminthes; Trematoda; Strigeidida; Schistosomatidae.
CUUAGCCAUUCUCCGUUUGUCUUAGACACGCACACACACACGCACAUACAGACACCUUCAUAUUGCGAGAAAAGGAGGAGGCGAAUGAAGGAUUACACCAUAAAUUUUGUUUAAAUGUUUCAAAUAAGUUAUAUUGUUGAAAAAGCGCAAAUUUAAAAUAUUAGUUGGAAGUGAAGAAAUCUUAUCAACUUUUAACCAACUGACUGACCCGGCAAUUCCGAUUAUAUUAUGGAGGAUACUGUUGAGAAAAAAGAAGGCGAGGAAGAAAAACCUGUUAGUAGACAGAAUAGUCAAGAGCUGAAAGAUACUGUCAUCAAAAGUAUUUACGAUUCAACAGCAUCCGCAAGAAGUAGGAAAGUCACUCUAAGUCAGAUAUGUCGUUGUCUGCAAAUGUUAAAUCAGUGUCCAACACAGGCUGAUUUAAAUAAAAUUUAUUCUGAUUAUACACCUGAUGAUAUGGAAGAGGCUAAACCAGAAACAAUCCUAUUGGAUUUAGAAGACUUCACUGAGAUAAUUAAAACAUAUUCACGUACAAGAGAUGAACGCUGGAAUCAGAUAAAUAAUGCAUUUCUUUAUUUUGAUAAACUUGAAUCUGGUGUCGUGGACACAGAGCCAAUGAGAACUAUGCUGUUAACGGUUGGUGACUGCUUAACAGACAAGGAGUGUAAUGAAUUUUUUAAAGAAGCUGCGCCUGGAUCAGAUGGAAAAUGGCCAUAUGAUGAAUUUCUGAAAAAACUGGUUGAUGCUUAUCCACGUCCACAGUCAAAGAAGCCGACACCUGGAAGUACUGCGAAGAAGAAGAGCGCCAAAAAGUGAAUACAGAGAAAGAUCAGUUCAAUAAAAAUAAAUGUGUUUCUUGUUUUAAGUGGAAGCAUUUACAUUCAUAAAAUUUGUACAAACUUUAAACUUUACUUGGGGAUGAAUGAUCUUGUCAUGUUUUGUCUUCUUAGUUUUUUUCCCUUUCCAGUAAUCAAUCAAUGUCCAAUAAAAAGUGUGAUGCAA